Molecule: messenger RNA, 624 nt
Organism: Morchella sextelata
Lineage: Eukaryota; Fungi; Ascomycota; Pezizomycetes; Pezizales; Morchellaceae
Exons: 1
Coding region: 1-624 (207 amino acids)
Source: RefSeq, a predicted model, not a curated record
AUGGCAACCGCUCCUCAAGCAACCUCAAUAGUCUCCUCAACUCAAACACCCUCCCCCACUAUCACCGGCGCCACCCUCGCCCACAACGUCACCUCCAACAAACAAGUUCGCGCCACCAUCAAAGCGCACAAAGCCCUCCUCAAAAGUCCUCAGGCCCGUACAAUCCCCUGGCGCCAGAUCCUCGACACCGAGAAAGCCAAACUCCGUAAGCUCCGGGAGUACUACAUCGCCGCCGAUGAAGCCUAUCACCGCGAUGAAAUCGACAUUCUCGAUGUGCUAACAUUCUGGGACUUGAAUGAGGAGCAUUACUAUGCGGUGAAGAGGUGGCGCCAGCUGAAGGAGCGGUAUAAUAGUAAUUGGGAUAGCGAGGGGAAUCCGAUUAUGGAUCAGGAUCCUGCUAAAACUAAUGUGGAGGACAGCGAUAGUGAUACUGAUGAUGAUUCUGAGUCUGAGGAGGAGUCUCAAGCUGAUGGGGAGGAGAGCGAAGAUGUUACCGGGUCUGAGCCGGAGCCUCAGAGUGUUCCUGAGCAUGAGGGGAAUCAACCCGCCGUCCAUAGAUCUCGCCCGCGGCGGAGGCGGGGGGUGGUGCACAGGGCUCGCCCUAUGACACCGAUUGAGGAAUAG